This is a messenger RNA of Clupea harengus (Atlantic herring), 3176 nucleotides long. Its product is annotated as CMP-N-acetylneuraminate-beta-1,4-galactoside alpha-2,3-sialyltransferase. The record is from RefSeq and is a predicted model, not a curated record. Gene Ontology annotation, molecular function: sialyltransferase activity. Lineage: Eukaryota; Metazoa; Chordata; Actinopteri; Clupeiformes; Clupeidae.
AUUUAUAGUACCUACGUUGUCUUGUCACCAUAAAUGCGCAACUGUUCUACUUAUUUUGCUCUUUACGCAAGUGAUUUCCUCGUACAAUGUGUGUACGCACAGAAAAUGUUGUCUGGAAUUGAGAUAUCUAAACUGAAAUCGCAUUAUACGUGACAGGAAACAAGUCCACAGGCCAUUUACAAAUUAGCAAAAAAAAAAACGUUGUUGAACCCUCCCUAACCAUAGUUGCGAGCUAGGUGUUUAUUAUCCCAGUGGCAGUUAGAUGCGAGGAUCUAAGCAAGUAUUAUUUUGCCAGAAAAACUGAGAGACAGAAUGAUCUGUUUUGCAUUUGGCUAGUAUCUGAAGUUUUGUAGUAUAACAAUAUAACGCCACUGAGGCUAAUAACGGUCAACCUUUUCCAAUUAGAUAUAGCCAGCAGAGCGUCAAGACGGCAAUAGCUGCUAGGUGGGCUAGCUAACUGGCUAACGUUAACCAUAGCUGAAUAACUUGAGACAGCAGCCACUGGCGCUGGCGAUUCAGUUAUUUCAGAUGUCGGAGGAGUGAAAUGCAGUCCAUACCUGCCGUCACCAUUAACGGUACAGUUAACCAGCAUGGCCAACUCAGAUAGCGGAUUCCUCGUUUCACCCAGAUACAAUGACCUGUUGUUGACAUAACUGGCUCACUCAUUUGAGAGCACCGUUGCCAUUUUGUUAUUUUAAGUGCAGGUAAUGUCUUGCUGAUGAUACAAUGUGAGACAUGAGCAGGAUGAAGCCCACACGCAGGGUGAUGCUGGUGCUCUGUUCCAUGCUGGUCCUGGGAUUCAUUUACUACUCCUCUGAGAGGCUGCACCUGCAUGUUUGGGGCCCGAAAUCACAGUCAGAAUUGGAUAAUGUAUUCGCCGUGGGACGAGUAGUAGCUUCAGUGUAUGACAAGCAGGGAUUCUUACUGAAGGCCGAUGGCAAGCUGCCUCUGGAGCUUGAGUACAAGUAUGGUAAUCUCACCAAGGGAGUUUGCAAGCAAGGCUUUUCUGCAGCCAAAAUGACUGCCAUUUACCCAAAGUUUACGAAACCCGCUCCCAUGUUUCUGGAUCCAAAUUUUAAACGUCUGACAAAAAUCAGCAAUUAUUUACCUCCUUUUGGAAUAAAAACGCAAGAAAGGAUCAUAGAUGUUAUUUUAUCAGCAACUCAGAACUACGGGCUGGGCUCCGAGCUGGACAGCUUGAGUUGCAAAAAGUGCGUCAUCAUCGGAAAUGGUGGAAUCCUCUCCAACAAGUCGUUGGGCCCGGGGAUAGAUGAGUACGAUGUCGUCGUCAGACUGAAUGAGGCCCCAGUGAGCGGCUAUGAGAAGGACGUUGGCUCCAAGACCACCAUGCGCAUCACUUAUCCCGAGGGAGCCAUCCAGAAACCAGAGCGCUACGAGAAGGACUCCAUCUUUGUCCUCUCUGCCUUCAAGCCUAAGGACUUCAAUUGGCUCCGAUACAUGGUCUUCAAGGAGAAGCUGAGAGGCGUUGAUGGCUACUGGAAGUCCAUAGCCCGUUCGGUGCCUCGAGAACCCAGUGAGAUGCGCAUCCUCAACCCCUACUUCACCCAGGAGGCAGCCUUCCAGUUCAUCGGCCUCCCAUACAACAACGGCGUCAUGGGACGAGGGAACAUUCCUACCCUGGGGAGUGUUGCCAUAACGAUGGCCCUCCAUAAUUGCGAUGAGGUAGCCGUGGCUGGAUUCUGCUACGACAUGAGCAACCCCCAAGCGCCUCUCCACUACUACGCGAAAGACAAGAUGUCAACCAUCAAAGAGUCAUGGACACACAACAUAGACCAGGAGAAGAAAUUCCUGCAAAAGCUGGUGAAGGCGGGGGUCAUACAGGACUUGACCAAUGGUAUCUGAGACAACCCCCCAACCUGCCACCAGCACCACCACCACCACCCGACCCCGGCCCAGCCCAGCCCAGCCCCUCCCUUUGUUGACCUGAGGAACGAGGAGCCCCAGAGGGGACAGCAGAGCUCAGUCUCCCCCCCCCCCCCCUCCCCACACCCUCAGCCUCGCUGUCCCUCACACAGGCUUCUCUCACAGUACUUUUAACCCCCCACCCCCACCAGCCCUGGACUUCACCUGCUCCGCUCUGUGGCAGUCCUAUCUGUGUUUGGGUGGGUGGUGUUUGGGUGUGGGGGUGGUUUGGUGAGCAGCUAGGAACCAAAGGUCCACUGCCGCACAGCCAGUAGAGACGGUGAUAAGAGGCCGGUCUGUGCCAAACAUACCUCCGGAGGAAGCGCUUCUCCUCCUAUGUGCUUGAAUGUAUUCACAACAUAAACAUCAAAGAGAUACUGGAGGUGUUUUUUUUUCUUAUGUAUUUUUUUUUUUUUUUUUUUUUAAGUGUUUCAGUAUCCUCUGGCUCAGUUCUGCCGCAGAGGAAAGGACCGUCACCGUCCUGAAAACACACACACACACACUCAUGGAGAAUCACAUGGACACACAAACUCAUAUACACACACGCCUUGUAGGAGGACCGAACAGGUGCAGGCUUUCAUGAACCAUGCACCCUUGCCCUCCUCCUUUAAAAGUGUUUAAAAUGUUAUUUGCAUUGAGAAGCUGCUUUGUUCUCCGCUUCCUUUGAUUUCUACCUUUUUCUUUUCUUUUCCAGAGCAGUAUUGGGAAUCAUAUUUAAUUUUACGAUUAAGUGCUGAGGGUAUGGUUUUUGUGUGUGUGUGUGUGUGUGUGUGUGUGUGUGUGUGUGUGUGUGUGUGUGUGUGUGUGUGUGUGUGUGUGUGUGUGUGUGUGUGUGUGUGUGUGUGUGUGUGUGCGCGCGCGCGUGCGUAUGUUUCAGCCGUUUGCGUUGUCUGUGCUUCUUGUUACGCACAUGUAUAAUGUUUCAUAUCAUUUCUGCUGAGAAACUUUGCUCUGAUAUUAAAUGAGCAUGUUUGAUUGUGAUUUUCCACUGUACCCCUCGCUCUGUUGAUUGGGUAGAUUUACUGUAUACAAUGCUCAACAUGAUUUGUUUCUUUUUAAAUGUUUAUUAUUAUAGAGUGGGAAACCUAUUCCCUACAAUUAACCUGAGAAAUGCAAAAACAAGUACACAUGCCACGAAUUCUGAAAUUAUCACUUGUUCUGCUGUCAGUUCUAAAAUUGAUUUGCAUUGCAAUAUGUCGCAGUAUUUGAGCAAGGGGACAAAGCUUAUUAAAAAGACUCAGUAUUUGAUAAUG